Bolinopsis microptera is the source of this 2128-nucleotide messenger RNA. Its product is annotated as zinc finger DHHC domain-containing protein 4-like. Gene Ontology annotation, molecular function: protein-cysteine S-palmitoyltransferase activity. Gene Ontology annotation, biological process: protein targeting to membrane; peptidyl-L-cysteine S-palmitoylation. Bases 476 to 1213 code for a protein of 245 amino acids. The record is from RefSeq and is a predicted model, not a curated record. Lineage: Eukaryota; Metazoa; Ctenophora; Tentaculata; Lobata; Bolinopsidae. The transcript is spliced from 9 exons. Gene Ontology annotation, cellular component: endoplasmic reticulum; Golgi apparatus.
AGUAGGUGCUAUCAAUGUCGAAAGUUGGUGUAUGUCGGAUAACAUCAGUGUUUACUAUAAUACUAUUCACAUUAUCUGUUCUUGGAUACUCACAAUAUUACCUAACACCUCUGGAUACGACAAAGUAUCCCAGUGAAGAAAUAACUAUAGCUAUGUUGUAUGUGUUACCAGGGUUACUAGUAUUGCUCUAUUCCCUCCUACUAUCAAACUACAUCCUAUGUAUAAUCAUCAAACCUCAGAUAAUAGAUGAACAGUAUAGUCUCACAACGACAGAGAUAGCACAGUUCAUGAUACAACCAAACAGUCAGGGUAGUUUCCAAGUGCUGUCCACCUUGACAAGUGAGUACGUUAAAGCAAGGCCUGAUCUACAAGUCAGAGAAAGGGACUACAGGCACGGUGGCUUGAGAAUAUGUGAAAUGUGCAGUAUUAUAAAGCCAGACAGGUUCAUCACUGUGGCAUCUGUAAACGAUGUGUAAUGAAGAUGGACCACCACUGUCACUGGGUGAACAACUGUAUCCACGAGGGUAACCACAAGUACUUCAUACAGUGCAUUGCGCUGGGUGUAAUGAUAUCUCUUGUUACCAUUAUACACUACUCAAUAAACAUGAGCUGCUCGAGUUGUAAGAUAAUACCAGACCUCUCCAAUAAAGACUACACAGUCUGUCUGUUACUGUACAUGUCUACGGGACUGUCAACCUUAAUAGCUUUGUUGGUUACAUUUUUAACUCUGGAUCAUUGCACCAACAUGUUCCGAGGACAGACUAGUUAUGAACGAGUAUACGAGCGGGACCAUUACAACAGAGGUUGGAAGAAGAACUUCAUGGAGAUAAUGGGACAGGGUGCGUGUGAGUGGUUCUGUCCUGUUGCUCCGACUAAACUCUCUCCUGAGCAGGAGCCUCUCAUCAUCACUGUUGUUGAGCCCUCCUCCGCAGCCUGGUUAGAAACAACAAACAACAGAGCGUACACCCAGUACGAGAUAGAGGACGAGACCACGUCCUCCCGCCACAGUCGACAAAGUACCAGUAGUCAGGGGAGAAGCAAUGAGCGGUCACGUGACGUCAGUCUGGACGAGUUCGCGGACGACACUCUGAGUCUCCAGCAGGGACAGGUGGGGCAGAGUAACAGUGUAGUUACCAUGGUAACAGAGGGGCACAGGGACUCUUCAAUGGUCACCAGAGUGCGGACACCUAGUACCAUUGAGAGUACAAAGUGAGGGUGAAGUUAUUUAGAAAGUUAAUUAUUGGCUUGUGAUCGAAACUGCUCAUACGUGAAAGCUAGGUUAUUAUCAGACUUUAAAGUCAGUUUCUUUCCUCGAAGGUGAAACUGUUCACGUGAAACAACAAAACCACGUUUCAAAUGAUCUGGAAUAAUUUUUAUUUGUGUUUGCUGAAUAGUAUAGCACUGCUGAUAGUCUGUUUUGUAUACAACAAGCAUUCCCAAACUUUCUUCGAAAGUGAACUCCUAGCAGCCGUCCAACUGAUUUUGUUGACACAGAGAAGCUUGACGAUGUCUCUCUUCUCGUUUGAUAGGGCAAAUUUGAAAUUUUUCGAAGAAAAUUUUAAAAUAUUGCAAAAUUGUGAAAAAUUGAAAAUGGGUUUUGACACAUUUUUGCAAGAAAUAACUAACAUAUAAGACCUAACAAGCAUUCCCAAACCGAUUUCAUUUGAUUUGCUCCUUCAUAAAAUAGAAAAAUUAUAAUUUCAAAUUUGCACACGAGACUUGAAGUUGAAACACCCUGUAGAGCGCGCUGAUUUGAGCGGGGUUUGAUUUGGUUUGACACACAAGAACGUUUGUCUUAUAUUGAAAGACAGUGACAUUUUCUACUGGUAUGUUUGAUAUAUCGAGUUUUAUUUGGUUUUAAAUGAUGUGUUUUUAAUAGUGUUAUUUUAUUAAAGAUUAAAGAAAUGUGUCAAGAAUUAUCAGAUUGUAAGUUUUAAUCAGCUCCUUUAAACUACCUAAUAUAGAUGAUAUGAGUAAUUAAUCUGUUAUCUAUCAUCUUGUAAGAAAUGAUUAACAUCAUUUCUGUAAAAAUAUAGUGUACUGAUAUAUUAAACUUUGUUUGACGAGUUUAGUAAUUUUUUGACUUCUGUUUGUGGAGUAUGGACAGUAAUAACGUGCCCGUGAAAGA